Tyto alba (common barn owl) is the source of this 1708-nucleotide messenger RNA. RefSeq names its product cilia- and flagella-associated protein 251-like. The annotation marks the transcript as partial. The transcript is spliced from 2 exons. The record is from RefSeq and is a predicted model, not a curated record. Lineage: Eukaryota; Metazoa; Chordata; Aves; Strigiformes; Tytonidae.
GAAGACAUGAAAGAGGAGGUGGAAGUAAAAGAGGAGGAACAGGAAGUGAAUGAGGAAGAGGAAGGAACAAAAGAGGAGGAGGACGAAUUGAAGGAGGAGGAAGAAAUAAAAGAAGAGGAGGAUGAAUUGGAGGAGGAGGAUGAAGAAACAAAAGAAGAAGUGGAAGACAUAAAAGAGGAGGCAGAAGGAACAAAAAAUGAGGAGGAAGUCAUGAAAGAGGAGGAAAAAACAGAAGAAGAGGAGAAAGUGCAAGAAGAGGAAGAAGUAACAGAGCGGGAAGUGGAAGAAGAGGAAGAAUGCCCAAAAGAGGAGGAAGAAACAGAGAAAGAAAAAGAGGGAGUAGAAGAGGAUGAAGAAACAAAGGAAGAGGAGGAGGAAGCAAACAGGGAAGAGGAAGAACAAGAAGUGGAAACCCAAAAUGCAGAGCAAGAGGUUGAAAAGAAGUCCAAAGCUGAAGAUGAAGCUGAAAAUGAAGCUGAAGAAGCAAAGGAGCCAGAGGAUGAGGACAUUGGGUUUGACGAUGAGAAAGAAACAUCUGAAUGCAGAGGGGAUGCUGAUGGGUCUCGAACUGACAACAACCCUGAAGGAGAUGACGCUGAAGGAAGUGAAAAAGCUGAGCAGGAUGAAGCUGAAGCAGUGCAAGAUGCAAAUCCAGAUCCAGAAGAUGAGGCGUGUUCAGCUGAGGAGGAAAACAACAGUAAAGGAGAUGACAGAUGUGAUGAGAAACCUAUCAGUGAUGACCCUGAUAAGGCACAUGAAAAACAUGAAGACAAAGGCAACAGCGAGGAUUCUGAGACAGACUCAGAGGCCAAAGGCAAAAGACCCAUCAAAAUGCUAGAGACUCCGAACAAAGAUGAUGCCUUUUCUUGUUAUUCUUCUGUAGGCAACUUGUCACAGCAAUCCCAGAAGGGGUCUGAAGAUGAAGGUGAAGGGGAAUGUAAAGACGACAACCUCAUCAGCAACCAUUCCAAUGGAGAGGUUAAAAGUAAUGAGAGCAGCAAACCCUCAGUGAUGUAUCCUGACAGUGAGGAGGAAGAAGAGGAUAAAGCAUCUUCAUGUACUGACCCCCUAGGAAAUGAGGACCAGGCAGAUGCUGAAGGUGCAGAUCCAAAGGAGGUUGAACAUACUGAUGAAGUUCAGGCUUCUAAAAAGAAAGAAGCCUCUGAUGAGAUUGACCAGGAAGACCUGGACUUCUAGAACUGCUUAUUAAAAACUGCUUUUUAACUUCUUCCUUUCUUUCUUUUUUUAAAGUAUAUUUUCAUUAUAAAUUACAGUAUCUCCAGUGAGUUGAGCCAUCAUAACUGGCUUUUCUUCUGAGUUAAGUGCGGUAAACUUGAUCUUGAAUCUUGUAACGUUGCAAUUACUUGCCCUCAUUUCUAGAGGGCUAGUAAACCCCUUAAGAACUGGUGGUUUCAUUAGAAAAGUGGUUUGGGGAAAGGGAAGGCUGUUUUGUUUGUGAUACCUUCUUGUUCCCGCUCUUUAAGCCAUGCUGUUUGCUGCUUGAGUCAUCUGUGGCUCUGCUGGGCAUCAUCUCUAGUGAAUUCAGGAUGCCUUUCAUCUGUUGCAUGCCAUUUUCCUGGAAAGAUUGCCAAUCCACAGAAACAUGACAAAAUCUGGAUUCAUUGCCAAAGUCUAGUCACAGCCCACAGCGAUGUACAUUCAUUUCCCCCAUACCUACCCUACCCUACCCUACCCUACCCUACCCUAC